Molecule: messenger RNA, 111 nt
Organism: Paramecium tetraurelia
Lineage: Eukaryota; Ciliophora; Oligohymenophorea; Peniculida; Parameciidae
Exons: 1
Source: RefSeq, a predicted model, not a curated record
AUGAAAGGAGCCGUGGAUGAUACUUAAGAUUAACUAUAGGGUGAUCAAGAAUUAAAUAACGAAGAGAAACAUAUUUUAGAAUAAAAAUGUAUAUAGCAUUUAAAAUAUUGA